GGGGGGGUAGAGGGUGGUGGUGAUGGUGGUGGUGGACGGCGUUUGAGGUCAAUGUUUUGAAAUCGCGCGAACGGAACGGGUUUGACACGAAUGGCGCUCGGUAGUUCCCGGCAGCCUCCGGGGCGGCUCACUGCGGGGAGACGCGAGAGCGGCGGCGAGAGACAGACGGACAGACAGAGGGCGGUAUGGAAAUAGGCACUGAGAUCAGCCGCAAGAUCAGGGCCUACUUUGCCACCUUCCAAACAGGCCAAUAAGAAUCUAAUCCUGAAAGCAAUCACAGAGGCCCAAAAGUCUGUGUGCAACACAACAAACUAUCCACAAGUGUUUGUGAAGCAGACUGUUCCUGUGGCUCCUCGAACCCGUGCACAACAAGACACUGAAGUGAAAGUGAUUGAGGUAGAAGAUAAACCACAGCAGCCUGGCUCACCACUCCAGAUCGAUGUGGAUGAACAGCUUGUACAAAAGCAUUAUUUGAAACCUAUAGAAACCAGAAUAAGUUGUGAUACCAGAUCUUUCAUCCUGAAGAAGUCUGUGCUGGAGGAAGUGGAACCACAGCUCCAAGUGAAAGAGACAAUUUGCCCGGAAGCUGCGUCAGCAGAACAAGCCCGUGUCAUACAAACCAAAGAUCAAAAUGAACCUGAGGAAUCGAGUCCCAAGUUUAUUGUGACACUGGAUGGCAUUCCAAGUCCUCCUGGAUAUGUUUCAGAGCAAGAGGAAGAGACCGAACCUUUGGAACAGGAGGCAGGAAGGGAAUACAGAUUACCAAUACAAACUGUGACUCGACCACUGAAGGAGUUUGAUGAAGAGAUUGAUGAGGACUCUUUUCAACCAAAGCGUCAGAAGGUCGCAGAGCGAUGCAAAUAUUGGCCUGCAUGCAAAAAUGGCGAUGAGUGCAUGUAUCAUCAUCCUAUCGCCUCAUGCAAAACCUUUCCAAACUGCAAGUUUGGGGAUAAAUGCCUCUUUAUCCAUCCCAAUUGCAAGUACGACUCCAAGUGUACGAGACCAGAUUGUCCGUACACCCAUGCAAGCAGACGGAGUCAGCCAUUGCUAAAACAGCCAGCAGCUGUGAUAAGUUCAGGAAGUUCUUUGUGUCGUUUCUUUCCCGAAUGCAAAAAGGUGGAGUGCCCCUUUAUUCAUCCAAAGCCUUGUCGGUUCGGCACCCACUGCAAGAGAGCUGACUGCACAUUCUAUCACCCCGUCGUUACAUUACCUCCACGCCAUGCACUAAAAUGGACAAGGUCUCAGCAGAAUAGUGAAUGAUGUGUUUGGUGCACACACGUCAUUGUGGAAUCGAGAACCGUGCAAAUGUGAAGGCGUAGCAAUUUGCAGAUCCUUAUUUUGUCUUUCAAUAUUGCUAAAGUUUAAUGUUAACAAAACAGAGUUAAUUUUUUCUCAAAUUGACUGAUUAGUUUCCCCAUAACUUAGAGGCUAACAUUGCUCUGGUCCCCUUUGUGAGAGCCAUUUUGUAUUUUGUUUUUGUGCUGUUAUAAAGCAGAUGGUUUUCUACUUGAUGAUAGAAUACCCAUAACUGACAAAUACCAUAAUUUAACAAAGUGCUCCAUUUGUAGAAAUUACUUCUUGAUAAAAAACACAGUAAAACAGUUGAUCAAGAAUAUUUUUAAUGGAUUAGUCUGUUUUAUUGCUUCUUACACCACCACUACAGAGAACUGUACUUGUACUCACACCAUUUUUCCACCAUGUAAUAGUUCUAAAUGGAUUUAAAAUCAUAUUUUUCAGAUGUUA
Molecule: messenger RNA, 1743 nt
Organism: Callorhinchus milii (elephant shark)
Lineage: Eukaryota; Metazoa; Chordata; Chondrichthyes; Chimaeriformes; Callorhinchidae
Gene: zc3h14
Product: zinc finger CCCH-type containing 14
Biological process (GO): regulation of mRNA stability
Cellular component (GO): nucleus; cytoplasm
Molecular function (GO): metal ion binding; poly(A) binding
Source: RefSeq, a predicted model, not a curated record